AUGGCUGGCGGGCAUCAUCACCGUUCACUUAAGGUGGAUCCCUCCAUUGAAAAAUGGCAGGAAAUGCGCUUCCGCUGGACUUCUAAGAAUACACCGCUCCUGAUCUUCUGGGGCUUUUUCGUACCUGGAUUGGCCAUGUACGGGUUUAGCAAGACCAACUAUCAAUGGGACUAUACCGGGAAGUCUUGGAACGAGUCGCUCUUGCGUAAACCACCGGCGCCUGCAGCGCCCAAGGAUGACGAGGAAUAA
This is a messenger RNA of Malassezia vespertilionis, 249 nucleotides long. RefSeq lists its product as uncharacterized. The coding region runs from base 1 to 249 and encodes 82 amino acids. Lineage: Eukaryota; Fungi; Basidiomycota; Malasseziomycetes; Malasseziales; Malasseziaceae. The transcript is spliced from 4 exons. The record is from RefSeq and is a predicted model, not a curated record.